CAUUGAUGAUAAUAUUUUGUUGAAAAAUAUUGGUUAAAAGAAUUCAUGACAACGUAGUUUCUUGAGAAUAAUUUAAAAAACUUGGUACUAAAGAAAAAUAGCCCCCAAAAUAAGAGACAGAACCUUAACGAGAGUCCUAAAAAUUUCAAAUUUUGACAUUGAUUUGAUGAAUCCUGAUGACAGAAAACGCAGGUUCAAUGAAGCCAUCGUUAAUAUGCUAUAUCCCUCCUCCUCUCCUCAGAGCGAACGAGAGUUGGAACCUGCGGAACCCUUGAUCGAAGAGUCUGCUGCUGACGUUAUUUCAGGUGCUUUGGAUCAUUGUGACAACAAUUCCUCGACUAGCGUUGAAGAAGAGCAUGACUCGGAGACAGAGAAGCUCAGCAGGGCCCAGCGAAAGAAAAUUCGGAAGAAGAAACUGAAGGAAGAAGUCGUCCAUCGCGGAAAACUUAUUGGACCGUUGUUGCCUCUGACUUCCACUCAAGUUACACGUGAUGCUCCACCUGUUCGAUCAAAUGCUUCUGAAGAAGGUGGUGUGGCGGAUUGUGGUGGUAAAUCAGGAAAAGUGAAGCACCGUAGGAUGGCAAAAAGGCUUGCCAAACAAAAGGGAAAUGCCUCUACUUUGGACAACACAAAUCAAAGUUCCGCUGAGGACCUAAAAGAAGCCCGUUUAUAACUAAAUGCUGGAAACAAUCACAAAAUAGAGAUGCGAUUUUUUAGAUUGAAGUUGAGCUCGUGAUACAGUGGUUAAUUUUUUAAAGUAGUUUCAGAAUGGAUGGCUGUAUUAAAACGAGUUUGCUUCUUGUUACUCAACAAAUUUCCUUGGUUAACAGCAUCAUUCUGUGACUGCGGUUUACUUCAUAAUUUCAUUUAUUACCCCCUCAA
This is a messenger RNA of Vigna angularis (adzuki bean), 882 nucleotides long. RefSeq lists its product as uncharacterized. The record is from RefSeq and is a predicted model, not a curated record. The coding region runs from base 167 to 673 and encodes 168 amino acids. Lineage: Eukaryota; Viridiplantae; Streptophyta; Magnoliopsida; Fabales; Fabaceae. The transcript has 4 exons.